Eriocheir sinensis (Chinese mitten crab) is the source of this 1263-nucleotide messenger RNA. Its product is annotated as multidrug resistance-associated protein 1-like. The record is from RefSeq and is a predicted model, not a curated record. NCBI's taxonomy places the organism in Eukaryota, Metazoa, Arthropoda, Malacostraca, Decapoda, Varunidae. The transcript is spliced from 6 exons. Bases 229 to 1035 code for a protein of 268 amino acids.
ACUCAAGGCCGUGGUCGUAUUCAGCACAUUGUUUUGGCCGAUCUCUGACUCAAAGGUGUCGCACGGUCGCACCUUCACUAAAGAGAGAUCACGAGGAGGAGGACUUAGUAAGCAAUAUAAGGGGAUACAGGUCAAAAAGAAAAAGAGGAGGAAGAAGAAGAAGCCACUCGGUCACCCCUGCAAGUGGCGCUCCAGUCCCAGACAGACUGCCAGAGUGCCAGUGCCGGUAUGGCUGCGGAUGUAGAAGGAUGGUCAUUCUGCGGCUCCCGUCUGUGGGAUGCUAACCUCACCUGGUAUGCAGACACGCCCCAGUUUCCACGAUGCUUUGAGAGGACAGUAUUGGCAUGGGUUCCAUGCGUCUUCCUAUGGGUGCUGGCACCAGUUGAGACCCAUUUCAUUAUCCGGAGCCAUGAUAGAGAUGUGCCUUGGUCUUGGGUUAAUGUCUCUAAAUUGGCUGGGUCAUUAGUGCUCCUGAUGCUGCAGCUGAUUGACUUUUUUCAUGCCCUUUACCAAUGGAUGGUUGGGGAACCUGUUUAUGGGGUGCAUUUUGUGACUCCUGCUUUUCUCUUUGUCUCCUUGUUUUUGCAGUUUUCACUGGUGAUAGUUGAAAGAAAAAGAGGUUUCCAGAGUUCAGGCUACCUCUUCCUCUUUUGGGUGUUGGCUGUAGCGUGUUUUUUGCCAGAGUUUCUGUCUCACAUCUAUGCAGGUCCGCACCAGGAGGGUGAAGGAGUGAGCUUUGGUACAUUCAUGGUGUUCUACCCUCUCACUGUGUUGAUGCUUGUGUUCAACUGUUUUGGGGAUGCUCCGCCACGCUAUGUUCAUUACCCACAGAGCCAGAAAAGCUGCCCUGAAACUGGUGCAUCCUUCCUCAGUAAACUUACAUUUUCAUGGAUGGACUCCCUCAUUUGGAAGGGGUACAAACAGCCUUUGGAAAAUUCUGAUCUCUGGGAUCUCUCCUAUGAAAAUUCUUCCAGCACAAUUGUAGCAAACUGGAAUAAAAACUGGAAGAAAGUCUCAGCUAAAUCCUACAGGUGAGCAGAUUGAUCUUAUUGUUUGAAAAGCUUCAGAGUAAUACAGGGAGAAAUAUGCAAAGAAGUUUUGUGGUUGUGACAAAUUAAGGAUCUCUCAUGACAAUUCUUCCAGCACAAUUGCAGUAGAGCAGAAAGAAAAAUUGGAAUAGAACCUUUGUCAAACUUUGUUGGGCAUAUAUUAAAGCUUAUUAAUAAGGGGAAUCAUGAAUAUAAACAGCCAAGGGUUUUAGGU